CACCAGCAAGACUGAGGAGAGGCACUCAUCCGAUUUCUGAUCUCAGCCGCAGGCUUGUACCUGCGUGGACACCAUCACUAUACGGAUAUAUAUAUAUAGACAGAGUCGUCUUUGCACUUACGUUGGUGGCUCACCUGGAAACAUCUGAGUCGGAGGAGCAGAAAACUCUUUUUAUUUGUGUUUUUUAAGUGUUUUGUUGCUUUUUUCGGUCAGAUUUGCUGACUGUUAAACUGGUUUGUAUCUGCUCUACUUUGGAUUUAAAGAAAUAUUAGCACACUAAAGGAUUAAAAUGGGCUGCUUCACAUUCGUCAAAUUGAUGAUGGUCUUGUUCAACUUGCUUAUCUUUCUGGGUGGCCUGACCCUACUGGCCAUGGGGAUCUGGGUGAGCUUGGACGGGGGCUCCUUCCUCCAGCUGCUGGGGCCGUUCUCCAGCCAAGGCAUGCAGUUUGUCAACGUGGGCUUUUUCUGCAUCGCCAUCGGGGCCGUGCUGGUGCUGCUGGGCCUCCUGGGCUGCUGUGGGGCUCAAAAGGAGAGCAAGUGUCUGCUGCUCAUGUUCUUCUCCAUCAUCCUCAUCAUAUUCAUCGCUGAAGUGGCAGCUGGAGUCGUGGCACUGGCCUACUCUUCAUUUGCUGAGGGGAUCCUCAGAGCGUGGGCGACCCCGGCUUUAAAGAAAGAUUACGGCAGUGAUCCUGUGCUCACCAAGCUCUGGAACACCACCAUGACAGAGCUGAAGUGCUGCGGUUUCACCAACCACACAGACUUUGUGGGCUCUGAGUUUGAAAAGGAGCACGGAGGCCACCUGCCGUCCAGCUGCUGCUGGACCAACAGCGCCCCCUGCAGCCCGGACGAGGCAGAGCGCAACGCUGUGCCGGGCUGUUUCAGAUAUAUCCUGGAGACCCUCAAAGAGCACGCCAACAUCGUGGGAGGCAUCGCAGCAGGAAUUGGAGUCUUAGAGAUUGCUGCAAUGAUAGUGUCCAUGUACCUGUACUGUCACCUGGACAAGAGAAUCAACUGAGACUCCUUCAGGGAAAACACCACAGGGAUGACAGACAGAUCACAAUCUGCAUUAUUUAACAAUAGGAUCGUCCAGCAACUGUGUUUUAUAUAUAGAGAAACAUUUUAUAAGCACCUGCAGAGUGUAAAUAUUUCAAAU
Sebastes umbrosus (honeycomb rockfish) is the source of this 1153-nucleotide messenger RNA. Its product is annotated as tetraspanin-1. The transcript has 8 exons. The record is from RefSeq and is a predicted model, not a curated record. The coding region runs from base 290 to 1015 and encodes 241 amino acids. Gene Ontology annotation, cellular component: membrane. Lineage: Eukaryota; Metazoa; Chordata; Actinopteri; Perciformes; Sebastidae.